Messenger RNA from Neltuma alba, 1224 nucleotides. Its product is annotated as UDP-glycosyltransferase 87A2-like. NCBI's taxonomy places the organism in Eukaryota, Viridiplantae, Streptophyta, Magnoliopsida, Fabales, Fabaceae. The transcript is spliced from 3 exons. The record is from RefSeq and is a predicted model, not a curated record. The coding region runs from base 1 to 1224 and encodes 407 amino acids.
AUGCUGCUCUUGGUCCCUUCAUUACGACGGCCAAUCUUCAACGGCGUUGUAGAAAAGCCAUAUCCUUGGUCAACGUCUGCUUUCCCUCACCUGAGAUCUAGAAUUUCAACAGAGAAACCCCCAAGCUUCCCUGGUUGCCGUGAGCCUGUGGCCAUGUCCAUGGAGCUUCCACCGUCCUUCAAGGGGCAUGUGGUGGCCCUGCCUUUCCCCACCAGAGGGCACGUCAAUCCCUUAAUCCAUCUCUGCAAAUUUCUCGCUUCGAGACGGCCCUGCGAUGUUAUCAUUACCCUUGUCGUCACCCAAGAGUGGCUCGGCUUCAUCCAAUCCUAUCCUAAGCCCCACACUAUCCGCUUCGCCACCAUCCCCAACGUCAUCCCCUUGGACGCCCAAAUCCUCGACGAUGUUCCUUCUUUCACCGAAGCCGUCGCCACCAAGAUGAGACCUGCGCUCGAGCAGCUUCUCGAUCAGCUUCAUCCGCCGGUUACUGCGAUCGUCUCUGAUGCUCAGCUGGCCACAAACCUUAGGAAUGUUCCGGUGGCUCUGUUGUGGACCAUGUCGGCGUCGUUCUUUGAAACUUUCCGAUUGGGCAAAACUGAUUGUCUCCUCCUCAAUACCAUCCAAGAGCUAGAGGCCGAACGAAUAAAUUAUCUAAAAGCUAUACUCCCCUUUCGUGUCUAUCCCAUAGGCCCUGCCAUACCUUUUAUGGAGCUCGAUUCAUCCGCCAGUAACGUUGACCAUAUAACAACAUGGCUAGAUUGUCAGCCAAAUUUGUCAGUACUGUACAUUUCUAAGGGUAGUUCGUUUUCCAUGUCUCGUCCCCAGAUGGAAGAGCUUGCUGCAGCUCUGAAAACCUGUGAGAUUCGUUUUCUGUGGGUGGGUCGUUCAGAUGCAGAGUGGCUGAAAGAGAAAUGUGGAGAUAAUGGUCUGGUGGUGCCAUGUUCUCGAACUGCAGAAGUGUGGAAGAAUGGGAGGAAGGUGGGUGGUGAUAGAUCAGAGGAUUUGGUAACUGAAGAAGAAAUAUUGGAAGUGGCUAAGAUGGUGGCGGAUGUGGAGAACGAGGAAUGGAAGAAGAUUAAAGAGAGAGCAAAAGAUCUGAAGGCGUUAUUUCGCGGAGCGAUUGCCAGAGGAGGUUCGUGUUCGUCUGACAUGAAUAUGAAUGCCUUUGUGGAGACAUCGUCGAGGGAUAAAGAUGUGUAUUUUGACGUUCAUGUCAACCAGUCUUGA